CUAAAUGAUUAACUAGAACAAUAAUGUGUGAGAGUCUCCGCUCACUUGUGGAACAAAGUUUAAUCUACAGCAGCCAUGGACCGCAUGGUUGCUAAGGUAACGGAAUGCUGGCGUCAACAGACAGAGCACUGGAACAGCACAGAGAGGGCUGUUUUCGCGAGAAACCUCGACUCACCGCGCCGUCAUAUCGUCGUGACCUUAGCUAGUCGAGAAGAAUUUAUUGAAUUUAAAAGCUCGUUAAUAUAGGUGAGCAUAGAACACAAACGGAGAAAAUGGCUGUUUUCUGCUUCCUAGCAGGUUUUCUGCCUGCCUAUAACUUGGGUUCAGUUACUUGUGAACCAUUCCAUCAGGGGGUGUUGAUAUUGAAAGUAAGCUGUUGCAAUGAGGUUACUACUGUCGCUUACUGGUGUUGUGCUUAUUUGCCAUCAACUCACGACCGCGCUGUUAGUGAAACAGUAUAACUGCGACAACUAUGUGCUUUCCUGGUGUCAGCUUCACAAUGUAUCGAUACGAUCGGAUAAAGAUCUUCAGUCCGUUGUUUUCCCUAAAGUGCAGCAAGUUGGAUUCCUGAAUGGGUCGAUUCCUAUAUUUUCGCACCUAAUAAAUCUGAGUUUGUUCAACGCAGGAGUUUUGAGAGUUUUUGCCCGUGGAACCACAGUGAAUCGACUUACUCUACCAAACACUAUUGAACAACUAUACUUUAGAGAUAACGACAUGUUUUCGGUGGAAAUCGAUCCCAAUGUUGCCUACAGUAUGAGAUACUUAAGAAUUCACGUGAAUAAACUUAGAGACAUAACCAACUUUAAACAGCUGAAGAACCUCGUUGAGUUGAAUCUUUGCGAGAAUCUUAUCGAACACGUAUCGUUCGAAAUCUUCGCAGAAAUGAAGCAGCUUAAACAGCUUCUGCUUUGUGGCAACCGAAUCAAAACCAUUGAGGCAACCAUAAAUAUCAACUUGCCUAAUCUUUAUCACCUAGAUCUAUCGAGCAAUUAUCUUUUCAACCAAACCUCUCUUGAAUUUUGGAAUUUUCCACGGUUAGGAAAUUUAUCACUUCGCGAUAAUCUGAUCACAAAUCUUAAUGUCCAAAUUAUUGCCCAGCGCUUCAAAGUGCUGAAAAUACUCGACGUCGAGCAUAACUCCUUGGACUGUACGACAUAUCGGAACAUGCUGGAAUUGGUCCGACAGCGGAGCAUAAUCUAUAACGUGGAUAAACGAAUGUGCAGCGCACCCACGGUGAUUCGUCGCUUCGUUACCCCGUUUGACGAUACGACGAACGACGAUGGCCAGCUACAGAUCCGCCAGUUGAAGGAACGAAUCUAUCAGCAGGUGAAAAUUAUCAACAAUCAGCGGGCAGAAAUUGAUCAGCUCAGGAACAAUCUAAGCGCACUGAUGGAACAGUUCGAUCUAGUCGUUGGCCCGCAAGCGCGAGCCAAUGACGCGUUUUAAAUUAAGUCGAGGAUUAAUAAUAACAUUAGAGGUAGGAGGAAGCGAAUAUUCAUCUUGCUUAGUUGUGAUGACUUAUGGUAAUUUAUUCAUCCGUGAGUGUAAUCACUAUCGAAGAUGACCAAAUCUGAAGGGAGCAAGUGAGAAUUCAUAAAGAAAUAAGUGUAACCUUUGUAUUAUGUUGUAGUGUUGUUGUGCGCAGUAACAGGUUAAGUCUAGUAUCAACCUGAGAAAGAAAUGUGUAGAAAGUGUUCAAGCAAUGUUAUUUUUCUAGCGAUUUCUUCAGUAAUUUACCUUGAAUUAAAUAGUACAAAGAACAUCAGCAGAAUGUAAAAACCUGUCAUUUUAUUUGUAUAGUUUGUUUGAACGAUUAUAAUUGUUUCUAUCGUUAGCCAGAAUCAAUACAAAUGAAUGUUUUAGAAAGGCAAUAUUAUUGAUCCGGGAUAUUACUUUGCCGGUUACUGUUACUUCA
Molecule: messenger RNA, 1915 nt
Organism: Wyeomyia smithii (pitcher-plant mosquito)
Lineage: Eukaryota; Metazoa; Arthropoda; Insecta; Diptera; Culicidae
Product: TLR4 interactor with leucine rich repeats-like
Exons: 2
Coding region: 382-1446 (354 amino acids)
Cellular component (GO): extracellular matrix
Molecular function (GO): protein binding
Source: RefSeq, a predicted model, not a curated record